Molecule: messenger RNA, 3725 nt
Organism: Branchiostoma floridae (Florida lancelet)
Lineage: Eukaryota; Metazoa; Chordata; Leptocardii; Amphioxiformes; Branchiostomatidae
Product: zinc finger protein rotund-like
Exons: 9
Coding region: 46-1386 (446 amino acids)
Biological process (GO): regulation of transcription by RNA polymerase II
Cellular component (GO): chromosome
Molecular function (GO): RNA polymerase II cis-regulatory region sequence-specific DNA binding; chromatin insulator sequence binding; DNA-binding transcription factor activity
Source: RefSeq, a predicted model, not a curated record
UACCACUAAGAUGGCGGACGUGGAAUAUUCGGAAUGUUGAUUUAAAUGACUUUAUUACCCACAAAACUCACUGAUUGUGACCAGUACUGCAUGUUUGACUGGGACAUGAUGUGGGCUCCCCAGGUUCAGUUCCACCCACAGAAACCACUGGUCAUUCCGGUAGGACCGGGGGUAGGAGGGCUCCAGGUGACUGGUACAAUGGAGGAUGUACUUGGAGAAAAGUGCAGCCACUGCGAUGCACGGUUCCACAGCUCGGUGGCGCGUAUGACCCACGAGUUUGCCGAACACGCCAACGCCACCAGCGAGCGCCAGAAAAUGGGACAGGACGGACAGACCAACGGCAAGAAAAUGGCAGAAACGCUGUCCCCCCCACCCCAGCCCCCACCGGCUGAGCAGGGUCUGGUGCCCAGCUCCAUGGAGCAGCUGCCCUCACCCUCACACAAGGAGUACAAGUGUAAACUGUGUCCACAGGUUUUUAUUUCCAAGUCUGAUGCGCAGAGACAUGCCAGACACUCCCACACUGAGGAGAAGCCCUACAAAUGCCCCUCCUGCGGGAAGUCCUUUGCCAACAGCUCCUACCUGGCUCAGCACUCCCGAAUUCACACUGGCAUCAAGCCCUACCAGUGCACCUACUGCGAGAGAACCUUCAAGCAACUGUCGCAUCUACAACAGCAUGUCAGGCUGCACACAGGUGACCGCCCCUACAAGUGUACGCACCCCGGUUGCGGCAAGGCCUUUACCCAGCUGUCUAACCUCCAAUCCCACUCCAAGAGACACAACAGCGACAAACCGUACCAGUGUAACAAGUGCUUCCGAGCGUACGGCGACGCAGCAGGUCUGCAGAUCCACCUCUCUCAACACGCUCACAGGACGCACCCCAAGUCUUUCAUUUGCAACAUCUGCCACAAGGCCUACACCUCUGAGUCCUACUUAGUAAAACACAUGCUGAAGCACUCCUCCCAGUGUCCCCACACUGGCCCAGCUGACGACGGCACCCCCUCUCCCACCACCACCCAACAGGAUUCCACCAAGCAGCCCUCGCCCCCUCUGCUGAGCCCCCCUCCGUUGCUGUCGAGCCCGCCUCCGUCACUUCUCACCUCUGACCCCGGGCUGACGGGCGCGCAAAACUCCAUCACUAUGUCAAAGUCCUCUGCGGACGGCGCGCCGGUCGUCACCCAGUACUUCAGUCUGGACUCUCAGUUCAACGACCACACGGCCGCGCUAGUCGGGUCGCUACGGCAACACAUGGAGACCAACGCCAGGCAGUUGCAGAGACAGCUGUUACCCGACAGAGGGCGCCCCAAAGAGGUCUCGGCCGCGAAUUCGUUGUCAUCAGCUUUUACGGCUGUGAAUUCUACAAGUUCUCUCUCCAAGCCAAUGUUGUAACUUUAUUAGCCUAAAAACUAAAAUUAGACAUUUAAUGAUUCAUUCAAGUGCUUGUGACACAAAUGACAUCAAAGUGAAGCACCAAAGCAAACACAAUUGUUUGUAAUUACAACGAUAGGGCACUGUUUUCUUCUCAAGAGGACGGGUUAAAAAAAGCUGUAUGUCGUGUUUGGCUUAAAAAGAAAUUCAAUUGGGAUUCCCUGGCAGCAGGAAUCUUGAACUGGAAGUUGGUUUGUAAAUUUUGAUGAUAAGUGACAUCAGAAGGGUUUAUGUUUUGCACAAACAUAUUUUACUGUUACAGUUUAAUGAAAAAUACUUAUUAUGGUUGAAUUAAUUUGGGUACCCUGGGGGCCAGCCGGGAUUGGGCAGCUAGGACAGUUUAUUUGGUGGCCCAAGACAGUCAGGCCCGCCGAUCUCCCAUUAGCGCCCCGGGGAGUUCAAGCCCGAUGAGGUCCACCUGCCCUUUUCUGGGUAGCGACAACUCCUUCGGGCUUAAACACCCCGGAGUGCUAAUGUGAGGUCUGCAGGCUGACUGUCUUGCAUCUCCAAACAAAACUCGCUAGCUACCGGUAUACCUGAUCCUGUCUGGCACCCAGGGUAAAAUUUGGGAAAUGUGCUUUGAUGUCAUUGGUGUCACAGGCACUUUGAACUGGUCUCCAAAUUGUCCCGGGUUUAACUUAAAUCCAACACACAAGUCAAAUAGUUUACUCUUGGACAUUUCUGAGCAUUGAUCUGUUGCAUGGGUCACAUGAUCAUGCAUCAGAAAUGAUGGGUCAUUCGUACUGAGGAAGACUGUAUUGACACUAUUGUCAGAUUAAAAUGUGUCUUUUGUUUUAUUGGAUCAAAGUUAAAGUUGGGACAAUGUUAUGACUUCAUGUACGACUCUUUGUCACUCAAGAGAAAAUGUAUCAUAAAAAGUAAUGAAUUCUGUAUUACAGAGUCUGACGUAUUGUGUUGAUAUAUGCUGUAUUAUAUAUGCAAAUGUAGUCCAGCUACAGUUAACGAUUCGAAGGCCUGGGUUGGCUUAGUUUGUAGUCAAGAUAAAAAAAAGCCCAAUUUUACUUCUUUUGUAGUAUAACUAUGCACCCAACAACUUUGUAAUAUAUGCUUAAUAUACUAGAUGAACAACGAUCAUGAACUGUACAUUGUACUAGAGAUUAUAGAUUCCCACCUACCCAAAGUUAAAGGGUGGCUGUUGCAGCAUAACACGGUGCCAGUAGUUUGUGUGUACAGUACCAUCUGGAUAGAUAUCACCAAAUAGAAGGCUUUCAAUCACACUGCACUUGCCACCUUUGAGCACAAGUAGUGUCAUUCUAUGAGAAUUUGCCUCGUUGAGAUGCAGAUGUCAAAAUAGGAGUUUUAGGAGGUCAAAGAAUCAGGUUGUCCAGUAGAUCUAGCUCAUUCUGCUAGAAACUUCUUUGAGUAAUGUGACUAAAUCAUAAAUGGUCAAUUGCAAAGCUAUCAUCUCAGUGCCAAGAAGACUUGUUUGCAGUAUUUGAGACAUCAGUCUAGCUUGUUGUCCAUGAGGCCCUUUUUAAUCUUUAGCUGACCACAAUUAGAUUUGCAGGCAUAAAUAGCACAGACAGAGCACAGACAUAUCAACCAAGGAACACUGUGCAAAGGAAGGGUAGUGUGUAAUAAAACCACAUACCGCUACAUGCAAUCAAUCUAUAUGUCACAAAAAGAGAAUUUACAUUUUGCUUUUCAAGACAAGGUUGUCAAGUUGAAUAUACAGAGAGCUUGUUUCAAAGUUGGUUUUACUUAAGGUGGAAUUUGUUCGAAUGCUAGAAUAUGAUGAAAUACAUACUUUUUCUUGUUUCUACAAUUAUGUUAAUAAUUAGACUAUGACAAGGAAUUUUUAUACAAGUUGGAAACUGAAGGUUACUGUAUGGUAAUUUCUGUGUUGGAUAAUGUAAUUUUAAGGAUCUUUAGGACUGUUGUAUACAUGGCCAGUGUUAGUCACUGUUUAUUAACUAACUGGUGCCGUGUCAGCGUUUUGUACAUGUAUACUAGAAGUAGCGGAACAAUCAUGUAUUUUCUUUUAUAUCAAGCAAAUUGUACAUAAACGCAAAUAUCAUAUAAAAUUAGGUGACAAAACAUAUGGACUAGGCAGGCUAGAUCAACACUGUAGGAACUGCAAGAAAAAAUAUUCUGGAGUUUCUUCACAAUGUAUUAUUUCCAUAUGUUAGAGUCUGAGUAACCACUUAAUUUUCAAAAUUCUCUGAAAUUUUACAGGAAAUAAUGCUGUGGGAAGGAUGUAUAAUUAUCAGAAAGGGGAAUGCAAUUCUAUAACUCCAAUUACUGAGUACUUAUUAUAUUUCGUCCCUCGGCUAUUCAAU